Molecule: messenger RNA, 1048 nt
Organism: Rhizopus microsporus ATCC 52813
Lineage: Eukaryota; Fungi; Mucoromycota; Mucoromycetes; Mucorales; Rhizopodaceae
Product: DNA-directed RNA polymerase II subunit RPB7
Exons: 7
Coding region: 85-603 (172 amino acids)
Biological process (GO): DNA-templated transcription; transcription initiation at RNA polymerase II promoter; positive regulation of nuclear-transcribed mRNA poly(A) tail shortening
Cellular component (GO): RNA polymerase II, core complex; P-body
Molecular function (GO): translation initiation factor binding; single-stranded RNA binding; single-stranded DNA binding
Source: RefSeq, a predicted model, not a curated record
CGUAUAUUGAGUUAUACGCGACUUAAUUAAAAGAGAGGGACAACCAAUAAUAAAGACAUUGAGUUCAUAAAUACACAUUUCAGCAUGUUUUUUUUGAAAGAGCUAUCACAUACAAUCACAUUACAUCCUUCUUACUUUGGACCCAACAUGCAAGACAAAAUACGGGAGAAAUUAUAUGCAGAUGUAGAAGGAACUUGCUCAGGUCGAUAUGGUUAUGUAGUGACAGUUGUGUCUAUAUCGAGAUUAGAGAAAGGAAAAGUAUUACCAGGAUCAGGUCUAGCAGAAUUCAAAGUAACCUAUCAAGCUAUCUUGUUUAAACCUUUCAAGGGAGAAGUGCUAGACGGUAUUGUAACAACAGUCAACAAGAUGGGUUUCUUUGUCGAUGUAGGGCCUUUACAAGUAUUUGUUUCAAGUCAUUUAAUACCAAGUGAAUUCAAAUUUGACGUCAAUGGCAACCCACCGUGUUACUCGUCUGAAGAUCAAGUGAUACAGAAAGAUGUCCGUGUUCGAUUAAAAUUAGUAGGAACGCGUGUAGAUGCAACUGAAAUUUUUGCAAUUGGCACAAUCAAGGAAGACUAUUUGGGUGUACUUCCUGGUCAAUAAAAAGCAUUUAUGUAAAUAAAAUUGUAGAUCCAAUAAUAACAAGAAUGUGAUACACGAACAUAAACUUGUCAAUCGCUCAUAGGCUCAAGGGAAGAGAGGGAAGGGAAAGGGGGAGAAUAAGACACCGUAUUCUGAAAGGAUGAUGUUACAAGCAGUCAAGUAAAUAACGCAAGAUCGUAUACAAAUGUAUUCAAUAUGUUUGAUGAAAUCAAUCACACAAAUACAUUCUCUCCUUAUUUCGCCCUUUUGUUCUCUCUCUCAUUGAUCUUGAUCAAAUUGAUCAAGUAUGUCGCGAUUGUAUAUUUUAUGAGCUCUGAUUGGCUGAUUUCUUAGUUUUUACCACCUUUCAUUGGCUAAACCUUGUGGCUUCGAUUGAUUUUUUUUUUAACCCAAAAAAGCCCAAAUAUAAAGCAAGCAGCAAGUCAAACCCUUUUUUCUUUUCUUA